CAAUUCCCUUUGAGAAUAAGAAAUGUAUGCCAAAUCUGAGGCCAGAGACACUGGCAAGCCAUUUGGUCUCCAGUGGAUGGAUUCUAGCUAUCAAGAGACUCUGUUGACGAACUCACCUUGGAUGAAGGUCGAGGAGCUGUUAAAUAAAGGGCUUGCAGACAAGAUUCUGAGACAAAUUGACCAUGCUGAUAGAAGGGAGAUGAUUUUUCAACUGCUUGGACCAGAAUUUGUCCAGAAGCAUUUCCCAGACUAUGAACAAGAUGCUGCAGUUUUGGAUCCACCUGCAAUGUCCAAGCAUGAAAGAGAUAAACUGCAGAAAGAGGCCCAGUCCUGGCUUCAAAAUCAGCUGAAGAAAACAGCCAGCGAGACUCGAUGCCAUAGACCCAGAGCUGGGGAGGAGGCAGAAGAGGAGCCCUGUCCAGAGAUGAUUGAGUUUCUCACACAUACUUACCAGUUGUUCAGCAAAGGCCUGGAGAGGGAGAUGUACCUACAGGAGAAAGAACUCACACAAAAGAAGUUUGACGACCUUACCCAGAAGAAAGCCCAAGCACCUGCUAAUACCAUGCCACCCAAAGUCUCCAGCUUGUUUCAUCCUCUAAGUGCAAACAGUGAUAGUACAAUUCAUUCGGAGAAGCCAUCUACAUCAAAUAUUAAGGCUAAUCUGCACAAAGUCUCUGGGGAGCCUCCUACCUUCUGGGGACCACAGAGUGACCUGAUGGGCACUGCUCUGAUUGCCACACUGAAGAGAGACCCCCGCAGGUUUGAAGAGGUGUCUCGCAGACUACAUGGCCGUCAGUUGCCUGGUGGACUGCGCUGUUACAUGUGGAUAGAUGUGCUUUUCAGAGCCGAAAGACAGAAAAUGAAGGAUUUGAAUGUUGAGAAGAUUGUGAGAGAACGCUUUGGCAAAGCAGUUGCCAGAGGUGUUGGUGAGCUCCGCAUCAAAAGGGCCACACAUUCCCCAAUCAAUGGACUGAUAGAAAAUGCUGUUAUCGAGAUUUAUGAAACUACACCCAGUAUGAUGCCAUUUAAUUAUGAACUCCACUUGAAGGAAUCUGCCCGCAGUCUGAAUGUACUUUAUGUGUAUGACAGACGAUACGAACCAUAUCUGGUACAUUGGCUGUUUCCAAUGCAGAUUGCAUUUAGAGAGCANGAUUAUUGUGUGGGGUUUGUGAGUGUGUUGGACACCCAGGCAGUGCUGCUGAUCUGGGACCAGUGUUUCAUGCAGGGCUGGGGGAGCUCUGUACUGCAUGACGUCUGCUUGGCAUUGUUGUUACUACUGAAACACAAGUUCAUGGAAGCCACAGACUAUCAUUCUAUGAAAAAGGUAUUUCUGAAAGAGCCCUGCAAGCUGUACACUGUAGACAUUCAGAGAGCCUGGAUCCACCUACAGAAUGGAGGCAAUGCUGAAGAUGUGCCAUACAUGAACAGACAGAGGCCACAGUCUCCUGGUCCAGUGGUCAAGUCUGCCCCCAGCAGAGUGGUCAGGUCCCCCAGCCCCUCCACCACCUCUGUGGUCCCUCUGCCUCCUGUGGGGAUUAAACAUAUCAGAAUCAAACUCAUAUUUUCUGCAGAUGUACAGGACAGGGUUGAAUGGCUGGCUGAUUUUGACCCCUCUGCAAUCAAAGUCCUUGCAGGUGUGUUUUUUGGCAGUAUAAGAAUCAGUGCCAGGUGGUCCAGAACUUUACCCACAUGUCGUGGUGUCACUGCAGACAAAUAUGGCAGCAAGGUGUACACAAUAGACCUUCUCCAGGAAAAAUUUGAAUUUGUUGAUAUGGAUGCCACUAAUUUGGACGUGGAGAGGGAAAUGGGAGGAUUCCCUUAUGCUGUAGUUAGGGUGGAGUAUGAUGCACCAGGAUCAAGUAAUGGAAAUAGCAGAGUAUCUUUAGGUUGGUCAAGAAUUCCACUAUUCCAACAUAGCAGUCAGGACAGCCAGUCAUUGCCACAUUUGUGGGAGCUUCUGGAAGGAGAGUAUUCCUAUACUCUCUACUCUGGUCCAGUNUAA
Messenger RNA from Lingula anatina, 2002 nucleotides. RefSeq lists its product as uncharacterized. NCBI's taxonomy places the organism in Eukaryota, Metazoa, Brachiopoda, Lingulata, Lingulida, Lingulidae. The record is from RefSeq and is a predicted model, not a curated record.